ACCAUUAAAAAAUCUAUAACCCCACUCACACGUGGCUAAGAAACGAUAUCGAGGUCGUUUUUUCUUCUUUUCAGUUUUUGUCGGGUCAAAACCUUUAAACGUCGCCGUUCCAUCCCUAGUCCUUAGAGAUCUUAGGCAAAGGUCUUGUCACAACACACUGAAGCUUCUCCACUCAGGACUUCAGAGAUUUCGGUACAGUCCAGAUUCUUCACUGUGUCCGCAAAACCACAUCAUAAUUUACCUUCGAUUCUCUUCUGUAGAGGAAAUCUCAUAAAUUCUUUGCAACAAACCCAGAAAAAACCAUGAAAGUGACCAUCAAAACAAUCUCAUUUUUCGUCGUACUUAACUCCGUCAUUCUCUGUUUAGAAGCCAAGCUUGGAUUCUCUUCAAUGGACAUGCUUGUUCUACCCAUGAAAACGCAAGUAAUUCCAUCAGGGUUAGUACCCAGAUCUCCGAGCAAGCUUCCUUUCCACCACAACGUCAGCCUCACGGUCUCCCUCACCGUCGGGUCGCCGCCGCAGAACGUGUCCAUGGUCAUCGACACAGGAAGCGAGCUCUCCUGGCUUCAAUGUAACAAAACACCCGCCUACCAGACCACAUUCGACCCAACCCGAUCCACCUCUUACAGGCCCAUACCCUGCUCUUCGCCUAUCUGCACGAACCAGACCCAGGACUUUCCCAUUCCGGCUUCCUGCGACUCCAACCAGCUCUGCCACGCCAUUCUCUCCUACGCCGACGCCUCCUCCAGCGAAGGAAAUCUCGCCUCAGACACGUUUCGUAUCGGGAACUCAGAAAUACCGGGUCUAGUAUUUGGGUGCAUGAACUCUAUUAGCAGCACCAAUUCAGAAGAAGACUCCAAGAACACAGGGUUAAUGGGUAUGAACCGCGGGUCUCUUUCCUUCAUUUCCCAGAUGGGUUUCUCCAAAUUUUCUUAUUGCAUCUCUGGUUCCGAUUUCUCGGGUCUCUUGUUGCUUGGGGACUCGAACUUUACUUGGCUCGCACCUUUGAACUACACCCCCCUCAUUCAAAUCUCAACUCACCUACCUUAUUUCGAUCGGGUGGCUUACACUGUCCAGCUUGAAGGAAUCAAAGUAUCGGACAAAUUGCUGCCGAUACCGAAAUCAAUUCUUGUACCGGACCACACCGGUGCAGGUCAGACAAUGGUUGACUCCGGCACCCAGUUUACUUUCCUGCUCGGGCCAGUCUACGCCGCUCUGAGAACCGAGUUCUUUAACCAAACAAAUGGAGUUCUGAGAGCUUUGGAUGAUCCAAACUUCGUAUUUCAAGGAGCCAUGGAUUUGUGUUACCUAAUCCCAUUGAGUCAACGCAUUUUGCCACUGUUGCCGUCAGUAAGUUUAGUGUUUCGGGGAGCCGAGAUGACCGUAUCAGGAGAUCGGGUUCUAUAUCGGGUUCCGGGUGAAGUCAGGGGCAGUGAUUCGGUACAUUGCCUCUCAUUUGGGAACUCUGAUAUGUUAGGUGUAGAAGCUUACGUGAUUGGUCACCAUCAUCAACAAAACGUGUGGAUGGAAUUUGAUCUUGAAAAUUCUAGGAUCGGCUUGGCUCAGGUUCGGUGUGAUUUGGCUGGUCAGAGAUUUGGUGUGGGCUUUUAGGGCCCAUAAGAGACAGAUCUUUUGAUUGGUGAGUGUACCUCACAUCCUAUGAUGGGAAAGUGAUAGAUUUGUGUGUUUUUGGUAGAGGGAUUGUUUGUUAGUAGUUGAUACGGGCCGAGCUAUAAUAAUGGUCUAGAUCAGUAGUUCAGUACCGUCCGAUCAUUAUCUUGGCCCACUCUAUUGAUAUAAUCGGGGCCACCUGAUCAGACGGUAAUAAAUUUACGAGAAGAGGGAAGGGAAGGGAAUUAUUUACCAAAGAUGAUCUCUUCUUCCAUUUUGUAGAGAAGGAAUUUGUAUCUGUAUUUUGCCAAUAAAUGUAGCAUUCAUAGA
Messenger RNA from Tripterygium wilfordii, 1940 nucleotides. RefSeq names its product aspartic proteinase PCS1-like. NCBI's taxonomy places the organism in Eukaryota, Viridiplantae, Streptophyta, Magnoliopsida, Celastrales, Celastraceae. Gene Ontology annotation, biological process: proteolysis. The transcript has a single exon. The record is from RefSeq and is a predicted model, not a curated record. Bases 303 to 1610 code for a protein of 435 amino acids. Gene Ontology annotation, molecular function: aspartic-type endopeptidase activity.